This is a messenger RNA of Vitis riparia (riverbank grape), 4590 nucleotides long. Its product is annotated as elongator complex protein 1. The record is from RefSeq and is a predicted model, not a curated record. The coding region runs from base 184 to 4134 and encodes 1316 amino acids. The transcript is spliced from 6 exons. Gene Ontology annotation, molecular function: protein binding; tRNA binding. Gene Ontology annotation, cellular component: elongator holoenzyme complex; cytosol. NCBI's taxonomy places the organism in Eukaryota, Viridiplantae, Streptophyta, Magnoliopsida, Vitales, Vitaceae. Gene Ontology annotation, biological process: tRNA wobble base 5-methoxycarbonylmethyl-2-thiouridinylation.
UUUCAAUAUUCACCCGGUACAACACAGAAGGAGUGGCUUAAACCCAUGAAAACAGCCCAUUAAACCCUCGAACGCAACUUCACUUCUAGCGCAGACCGCGAUAAUACGGGGUGACUUAACCCCUUUAAACCCAUAAACACAACUGGGCAAGCGGCCUAAGGUUGUUUGUUUUGUGGGUUGAGGAUGAAUAAUCUGAAGCUUUAUUCAGAUCUCUCUCUGAAUCUGGAGUUGAGAUCAGCCGAAGAAGUUGUCUCUUUCUCUGCGUUCGAUAUUGAACGCAACCGCUUGUUUUUUGCUUCUUCCGAUAAUUUCAUAUACACCACGCAGCUUCCUUCAUCACAAAAUGAAAGGGUAUGGGGCAAAACCUCUUCAUAUUCUAAGGUUGAGCCUAUUGAUUUGGAACCUGGGGACUUCAUUACUGCCUUUGAUUAUCUCAUGGAGAAAGAAGCACUUAUAGUGGGAACUUCUAGUGGGCUUCUUUUGCUGCAUAAUGUGGAUGAUAAUGUGAUAGAAGUUGUUGGUAGGGUGGAGGGUGGUGUCAAGUGCCUUUCGCCAAGCCCAGAUGGAGAUCUACUUGGUAUAAUAACUGGUUUUGGGCAGAUAGUAGUGAUGACUCAUGAUUGGGAUGUGUUGUAUGAGAAUACGCUUGAUGAUCUGCCUGAAGAUGUUGACUUAAGUGAACCAACCUUUUCUUCCUGUUAUAUUUCUUGGCGUGGUGAUGGGAAAUACUUUGUGACUCUGGGGGAAUUGCACACUUCUUCCUCACACAAGAAGCUUAAGGUUUGGGAAAGAGAUACAGGAACGCUGCAUGCUGCUUCAGAAUCAAAGGCUUUCAUGGGAACAGUUUUGGAUUGGAUGCCUAGUGGAGCUAAAAUUGCUUCUGUUUAUGACAAGAAAGUUGAAAAUAAGUGUCCCUUAAUAGUUUUCUUUGAGAGGAAUGGAUUGGAAAGAAGCUCUUUUAGCAUUAAUGAGCUAACUGAUGCAAAAGUAGAAAUUUUAAAGUGGAAUUGCAGUUCAGAUCUUCUUGCAGCUGUUGUUAGAUCUGAAACAUUUGACUCUGUUAAAAUAUGGUUCUUCAGCAAUAAUCAUUGGUACCUGAAACAAGAAAUUAGAUACUCGAGGGAGGAUGGAGUUAAAUUCAUGUGGCAUCCGACAAAGCCACUGCAGCUGAUUUGUUGGACUCUUGGUGGCGAAGUCACAGUCAACAGCUUUGUCUGGGUUACAGCUGUUAUGGAGAACUCAACAGCAUUAGUAAUUGAUGAGUCCAAGAUACUAGCAACCCCUCUUUCCCUUUCUCUAAUGCCACCACCGAUGUAUUUAUUUAACCUAAAGUUUUCAAGUACUAUUAGGGACAUUGCUUUUUAUACCAAGAAUUCUAAGAAUCUUUUGGCUGCAUUUUUGUCAGAUGGAUGUUUGUGUGUUGCAGAGCUUCCUCCUCUUGAUACUUGGGAAGAACUUGAAGGGAAAGAAUUAAGUGUUGAUGCCUCCUCUUCUGAAACAAUAUUUGGGUCAUUUGUACAUCUCAUAUGGUUGGAUGCACAUAUACUUCUUGGUGUUUCUCAUUUUGGGUUCAGUCAUAGCAAUUACUUUUCACAAACUCCAUCUAGCAAGGAUAUGCUUCAUGGGUAUUAUUUGCAGGAAAUUGAGCUUUUGUGUUCUGAGGAUCAUGUCCCAGGUUUGGGAACCUGCUCAGGUUGGCAUGCAAAGAUCACCAAUCAAAUACCUCUAGAUGGGCUUGUAAUUGGCCUUGCUCCUAAUCCCACAAAAAAGUGUUCAGCAUUUGUUCAGUUUGAUGGUGGCAAAGUCUUUGAAUAUAUACCAAAUUUAGGCAUCAUGGGAGGAGCUCCAAAAACUGAGGAUAUGAGUUUGUCAUCAUCUUGCCCUUGGAUGAGUGUAGUUCCUGUGGGUGACAGUGGAUCAUCAAGGCCUUUGCUUUUUGGGCUUGAUGACAAUGGUAGGCUGCAUGUUGGUGGGAAGAUAAUAUGUAACAACUGCAGAAGUUUCUCAUUUUACUCAAAUUCGGCUGAUCUAGCGAUAACACAUUUGAUUCUUGCAACUAAACAGGAUUUACUCUUUGUUAUUGACAUUGACGACAUUUUGGAUGGAAAAUUGGAAGUAAAAUAUGAAAACUUCAUCCAUGCUGGUAAUAAAAGACGCGAAGAAGAUAAUAGAAAUUUUAUAACUAUAUGGGAAAGAGGUGCUAAAGUUAUUGGUGUCCUUCAUGGAGAUGAAGCUGCUGUUAUAUUACAAACAGCUCGAGGAAACCUAGAAUGCAUCUAUCCAAGAAAAUUGGUCCUGGCCUCAAUAAUUAAUGCUUUGGUUCAAAGUCGUUUCAGAGAUGGGCUACUCAUGGUGAGGCGGCAUAGGAUAGAUUUCAAUGUCAUUGUCGACCAUUGUGGUUGGCAAGCCUUUCUCCAGUCAGCUGCAGAGUUUGUCAGGCAGGUAAAUAAUCUGAGCUACAUCACUGAGUUUGUUUGUUCCAUCAAGAAUGAGACUAUUACAGAGACUUUAUACAAAAAUUAUAUAUCCCUACUGUGCCCGAGGGAGGCUAAAGAUGUCCAAGCUGGAGAUUUCAAGGGUUCAAAUAAUAAUAACAAAGUUUCUUCAGUUCUGAUGUCUAUAAGGAAGGCUCUUGAGGAACUAGUACCGGAAAGUCCUGCAAGGGAGCUUUGCAUUCUGACUACUCUAGCUCGAAGUGAUCCCCCAGCUCUUGAAGAAGCAUUGGAGAGAAUAAAACUUAUCCGGGAAAUGGAACUAUUAGGUUCUGAUGAUCCACGUAGAAAGUCUUACCCUUCUGCAGAAGAAGCUCUGAAGCAUCUUUUGUGGUUGUCUGAUUCUGAGGCGGUCUAUGAAGCUUCUUUAGGCCUUUAUGAUUUGCACCUUGCAGCUAUUGUGGCAUUGAACUCUCAACGGGACCCAAAAGAAUUUCUUCCCUUUCUUCAAGAACUGGAACGCAUGCCUGUUCACUUGAUGCGAUAUAAUAUUGACAUUAGAUUGCGCAGGUAUGAGAGUGCUCUCAAACACAUCGCUUCUGCAGGGGAUGCUUAUUAUGCAGAUUGUUUGAACCUCAUGAAGGAAAAUCCCCAACUUUUUCCAUUGGGACUUCAACUGAUCACUGAUCCUGCCAAGAAAAAAGAAGUGCUUGAGGCCUGGGGAGAUCAUUUUAGUGAUGAAAAAUGCUUUGAAGAUGCUGCUACUACUUAUUUGUGCUGCUCUGGUUUGGAGAAAGCUUUGAAGGCAUAUCGUGCAUGUGGUAAUUGGAGUGGUGUAAUGACGGUUGCUGGUCUCCUUAAAUUGGGAAAAGAAGAGAUUGUGCAACUGGCACAUGAGCUUUGUGAAGAACUCCAGGCACUUGGUAAACCAGGGGAAGCUGCCAAAAUUGCUCUGGAUUACUGUGGAGAUGUUAAAAGUGCUAUCAAUUUAUUGGUCAGUGCGCGAGAUUGGGAGGAGGCACUAAGGGUUGCGUUUAUGCACAGGUGUGAUGAUUUAAUCUCAGAAGUGCAGAAUGCAUCUCUGGAAUGUGCCACUCUGCUCAUUGGUGAAUAUGAGGAAGGUCUGGAGAAAGUAGGAAAGUACUUAGCCCGCUACUUAGCUGUUCGGCAGAGAAGAUUACUACUUGCAGCAAAGCUUCAAUCAGAAGACCGGUCGAUAAAUGAUCUUGAUGAUGAUACUGCUUCAGAAGCUAGCAGUAGUUUCAGUGGAAUGAGUGCUUACACCACAGGGACAAGGAAAGGCUCUGCUGCUUCCAUUAGUUCAAGUACGGCAAGCAAGGGAAGAGGAAUGAGGCGUCAAAGGAAUAGAGGAAAAAUCCGUGCUGGAAGCCCUGGUGAGGAGAUGGCUCUGGUAGAGCAUUUGAAGGGCAUGUAUCUUACCCCUGGAGCAGAGCGUGAACUUAAAUCUCUGUUGGUUUCCCUUGUGAUACUUGGCAAGGAAGAAAUGGCGAAGAAGCUACAACGAACAGGAGAGGCCUUUCAACUGUCUCAAAUGGCAGCAGUCAAACUAGCUGAAGAUACAAUGCCUAAUGACAACAUAGAUGAGUAUGCACAUACUUUGGAGAACUACAUACAGAAAUUAAGAAAUGAACAGCAGUCAGAUGCUUUUGUUUGGCGGUCUAAAGUGCUGCUUUCUUCAUAACAGCCUGACUGUUGGUCAUGCUGAUGUCUGUACCCGGUUUUAGAUUUUCCUGAUGAAGCAUUGUGCUGACGAGAGAACAGAGGAAGCAGAGAGGAUGAAUUCCUUCUAUGGAAACUUUUCCCUACUGGAACCAUCUCUAUUCUUGAAUUUCGAGCCAGUUUAUUGGAUCAUGUAUUUGCUUAGAUGCACUCCCAAAAACGCUCUCUGGGAGUUGUAUUUCAUUUUUGUUUUACCUUUUUUUCCCCAUUUUUAACAUAAGAAAUUCAGUAGUUUAAUCCUUUUUGUAGUGGGUAUUCCUGAGUAGUGAUUUUUCAAAUAGUUGGAUAUGUACUUCAAGAGCCUCUAGUGCUGCUGCUUUUGAUUAUUCAACUUAAAAACACUUCCAUGAUGUAAAAUAUUGAAAAUAGUAAUUCACUUGUUAAUGGUAGCCAUGCUUGGCCCCAAAGAUGUUCAAAA